Molecule: messenger RNA, 3119 nt
Organism: Halichondria panicea
Lineage: Eukaryota; Metazoa; Porifera; Demospongiae; Suberitida; Halichondriidae
Exons: 9
Coding region: 79-3018 (979 amino acids)
Cellular component (GO): membrane
Source: RefSeq, a predicted model, not a curated record
AUAGAGUGGCAUGCAGGAAGUGAUAUUUUGUAUAGUUAAUAGGCAGCUAUACUUGUUGAUAGCUAGUCUGUUGCCGCUAUGAAAUUAUUGAGAGCUUGUGCUGGAUUGUUAGGCCUUUUCCUCUGCAGUGCGAUUUGUGCUUCAGCUGGAAAUAACCAAAGUAAUUUUGGAUCGGAUUUUUUUAUCGCUUUCUCAAAAAACGAAUGGCAACAGGAAGCAUUAAAACUUUUUGUUUUUACUUCUAACCCUGACGCUGUCAACUUUAUAGUGACUUCACCAAGUCAAAGUUUCUCAUUCGUUGGAAAUGUACAAAAUGGCACCGUGGUGGAAGUUACUGUUCCUGCAAUACUUGAGUUGCAAAGCUCUCUUGAUCGGCAAAAGGGUAUUUGGGUAACAUCUACAAAUACUCAAAACACAUUGUCCAUAAUAGCUCUCAAAUCAGCCGCUUUGGUAUCCGGUGGCUACUUGGCUCUGCCACCUCAAAACUAUACCGAUCUACAGCAGUAUACAUAUUAUGGAGUGAGUUAUCAGAAUGAUGGGGGUCUGCAGUGGGACGUAAAAAGUGGAAUGCUUCUCGUUUGCAGCUAUGACAAUACUCUGAUAACAAUUACACCAUCACAACAAAUCUCUAUUCCAGAAGAUCUAAGAAAUUCUGUUAACUAUCAGAGCAUUAUCAAUGCUGGUGAGUCUUACACCAUUACAAUGCAAUCCCUUCAGACCUUUUCCUUCGAGAGCUCGCAAGACCUAACGGGCACAAAAGUGACUGCGACUAGGCCUAUAUCUGUAAUAACAAGUCACGAAUGUGUUAACGUUCCUGCAUUUGUCCCUUUCUGUGAUCAAAUUGUUGAGCAGGUACCUCCUACUGUAACAUGGGGACGGUUUUUUCUUGUGACUUCCUUGCAUACUCGGACGACAGGUGAAAGGUACAGAAUAGUCACUUCAAGAGCCUCUACAAGCGUAAUCGUUAGGUGCAUUCGAUCUGGCUUUAUCUUACCUGAAACCAACACAACGUCACUAGCACUGAAUCUAGCUGGCCAAACUAGUGAGUUUGCAGUUGGACCAAAACGUUACUGUAGUAUUCAAGCUACCAAGCCAAUAAUGGUAAUUCAGUUUUCUCUAGGCUACUCUCUUGACCAAAUCGGUGAUCCAUUUAUGCUUUAUGUACCUCCAGUCGAACAAUUUACAAAUGAGGUAACAGUUUAUGCUCCCCCUGAUUUUCAAAACCACUUGUCUAUUAUUGUACCAGUUGAAUUUUUUAAUCCUGAGAAAAUCUCCAUUCAAGGGGUCUUGAUCCCACCUCGAACAUGGUCGCCGAUAUAUUGUUCAAUCUCUUACAUUUGCGGUUAUGGUGCUGUGCUAGGUAUUACUACUGGAGUUAACUAUUUGUAUCAUUCUGAUGCUUUUGCCAAGAUAGGUGUGUUAUCUUAUGGUUUUGAGUACCACAGUGCCUAUGGGUAUCCUGCUGGUAUGGAGCUAAUGCAGAUAGCAGAUGUGUGUGCACAUGGAGAUACUCGAUUAGUUCCUAUCAUUUCAUUGGAAGCUUUGGGAAGAGUGGAAGUGUGUCUAAGUGGAGCAUGGAGCAGUAUAUGUGGAUUGAACUGGGAUACUGCCGAUGCUGCUGUAGUUUGUCGACAGCUUGGCUAUACCUCAAAUGAUACAGAUGUCACUGCUUUCAGUAACAAGGCAGUUACUUCGGCCAUACCGUUCCUGUUCACCAACUCUCUCUGCAUUGGUAGUGAAUCAAGAGUGAUUGACUGCUCCUACACAAGUGGAAUCAAUCAGUGUUUAGCCGGGAUAGUUGCAUAUGCUCAGUGUGAAACUCUUCCACCUCCUGAUGUGAGGGUUAAAAUUGAUGGGACUGUUCAGCUCAGAAGCACAAUUACCAUCACAUGUGAAGCACAAUUUGCUUUUGAUGUCCAGAGUGGCCAGGUUCUGUUGUUUUGGACCAAAGAUAGUGCCACAGUACUCGCAAACAGCAGUGGGAUUUUUGUUGGUACAGUAGUGCAAGUCAGUGGAGCCAACACCUAUCAAUCCAACAUUUCACUGAACAGCAUUACUGAGAGCGACAGUGGAAUUUACACAUGCACCGUGUCUGUCUUUCAUCCUCUCGUCGGUGACCACCCCGUGACUCAGGUGGGAAUUGCUGCCACGUAUAUUGCGAUUCAAUCAUUUGAAAGCCAAUUAAUCCAGCUUAGACUGAAGGGUGUAGGAGACUGUAGUGUGUGGCUAUAUCAGAUUUCUACCCCAACUGAAAAAGUUGAGCAGCUUACUGAUACUAUCAUUGAGGGAGCUAAUGGCUUGUGUUUCUCAGGAAACUGUGGUUUGAUGGCUAAUCAUUUUACGGACUCAGCGUUUCAGUGUUUUGCUCAACAUGCUCACGAGGUUACUUUUCGAACCUCACUUCAUGAAACGGGCCAAGUCAGUGUCAUGGAGCUAAUCAAUGCAAUCUUACAGUGGAUUGAUGCCGGUGCUGUCACAAGUAUGAGUGGUGUCCUGCUCACUAUUGAUCCCCAGUGUGAGGUUAUCAUUGAGUUUAUCACCGACCCAGAGUGUACAAGUGCUGUUACACCACCGUACCCUUUCACCACCAGUCUACCUGUCUCAAAAGAAACCACAACACACCAUACUAGUUCCACUACUUCUAUUGUCUCAACUACAGAAAAAUCAACAAAAGGUCCAGAAGAAGAUAAUGGGAAAGUCGUCAAUAUGGAGGCAAUCAUUGCAGGAACUGCGGUUAUCAUGUGUGUGCUCAUUCUUGCAAUUCUAAUGGGUGUCAUUGUGUUAGCUUGCCUCCGUAUCAAGAGAAAAAGUCAAUCUUCACGUAACUUCUCAAGGGGGGUGAUUUCUGUUGUAUCUCCGUUUCCUCCACCUACGUAUGACACUGCAGUAGACAAGCAGCUACAGGCAGCACCAUCAACUGACGACAACAAAGAAGAGAAGGUGCCGCCGGAAUAUUCUGAGCUUGAUGAGUAUUGGAAGAGUUAUAAUAUGGAUCCAAGAAGCACCACUACCUUAUAGUUAUAUAAUAACACGCUUUUCCGAACAGUAAUUAUUUUUUUCAGUGGGUUUUAUGGUGUAGUUAUAGUGUGCAAUGAAUGGAUGUGAUGCAAAUCUUAUAA